GAGUCUACUUACACCGUAAGGGACGAAAUGGUGCCGGUUGAAGGAGGAAGCAUUCUGGUCCGUCUCACCACUCCUUGCGUCGCCGAGGAGGCAGAAAACUUCCCAUUGUUCUUCAACAUUCACGGAGGAUGUGGAUGCGUCGGGACCGUGAAUACCGAAGACUAUAUGUUGCGCCGGCUCACCGUGAACUUCAAAAUGGUCACCGUGAACGCCGAUUAUCGUCUUGCGCCGGAACAUCCUUUUCCUACCGGCCUCAACGAUUGUCUCGCUGCGCUGAAAUGGGUUGUCCAGAACGUCGCAUCCCUGAAAGCCGACUUGGAGAAAGGGUUCAUUGUCGGCGGACAUUCCGCCGGGGCGAUGUUGUCUGCAGCUCUGGCGCACGAGGCGCGCGACGAUCCGCUGUUCCGGAGCACCCCCAUCACUGGCCAGCUUCUUCGCGAGCCGAUCGUCGUGACCCCUCAGGUCGUGCCAGAACGG
Molecule: messenger RNA, 477 nt
Organism: Epithele typhae
Lineage: Eukaryota; Fungi; Basidiomycota; Agaricomycetes; Polyporales; Epitheliaceae
Product: Alpha/Beta hydrolase protein
Exons: 4
Molecular function (GO): hydrolase activity
Source: RefSeq, a predicted model, not a curated record